Messenger RNA from Oncorhynchus kisutch (coho salmon), 3807 nucleotides. Its product is annotated as LIM/homeobox protein Lhx9. Gene Ontology annotation, biological process: neuron differentiation; regulation of transcription by RNA polymerase II. Gene Ontology annotation, molecular function: RNA polymerase II transcription regulatory region sequence-specific DNA binding; DNA-binding transcription factor activity, RNA polymerase II-specific. The transcript is spliced from 5 exons. Gene Ontology annotation, cellular component: nucleus. Bases 359 to 1615 code for a protein of 418 amino acids. The record is from RefSeq and is a predicted model, not a curated record. Lineage: Eukaryota; Metazoa; Chordata; Actinopteri; Salmoniformes; Salmonidae.
UUCACAAAUAGAACACGGCUCUCCAACUCAGGCAGUCCCAAUCUGACCUUCAAGCACACGGAACCCUGUAACGGGAGAUUGGUUGGGGACUGUCGAGAGAAAAAUACCCAAACUAAACUUCUGACAUUUUAACCGUUCAUCACCAUCAUCAUCAGUGCGUGUACUGGCACCCGCCGGAUCAGCUGGACUAUACUUUUUCUUUUUGGGUAACAAGACAUUCAGGGGAGAGGAAAACCAUUUAUUCCUGCCUUGACUUCUCCCCGUUCCUCAUCUCUACACCGAGUUGUACUCGUUUCCCCGUUUGCUUUGCACACUUGUAGAGGAGGUAAGCUGAGCUGAGUGUGCCUCUUGUGUGUGUAUGCCUGUCUCGCAGCAGAACCAGUCGGAUGCUCUGAGCCUACCGGACGCAGAGCUGUAUAUGGAAGUUGUAGGCUAUAAGGCAGAAGCGAGCUGUUGCACAUUGCGUCGUUCAAGAGCGGGAGCCAUGCUGUUCCACGGGAUCUCCGGUGACCACAUCCAGGGCAUCAUGGAGGAGAUGGAGAGGAGAUCCAAAACCGACUCGCGCCUGGCCAAGGGCGUGCGGCUCAACGGAAGGGAAGCGACCAUGCCUUCAAUGGGCCCUGAGAAACCCGCGUUGUGUGCCGGCUGUGGAGGCAAAAUAUCGGAUAGAUAUUAUCUACUCGCUGUGGACAAACAAUGGCACCUACGGUGCCUCAAAUGCUGUGAAUGUAAACAGCAUUUGGAGUCAGAGCUCACAUGUUUCGCCAAGGAUGGCAGCAUCUACUGCAAGGAGGAUUACUAUAGAAGGUUCUCCGUGCAGAGGUGCGCUCGCUGCCACCUCGGGAUCUCAGCAUCUGAGAUGGUGAUGCGCGCGAGGGACUCCGUGUACCACCUGAGCUGCUUCACGUGCACCACGUGCAACAAGACCCUGACCACAGGCGAUCACUUCGGCAUGAAGGACAGCCUGGUGUACUGCCGGGUCCACUUCGAGACCAUAUCCCAGGGAGAGUACCCCCACCCUGGCCUCAACUAUGCCGAGAUGGCGGCUAAAGGUGGAGGUCUGGCGCUGCCAUACUUCAAUGGCACUGGAACGGCCCAGAAGGGAAGGCCUCGGAAGAGGAAGAGCCCCGCCAUGGGCAUAGACAUCACCAGCUACAACUCAGGUUGUAAUGAGAAUGAUGGGGAACACCUGGACCGUGACCAGGCCUACCCUCCAGCCCAGAAGAACAAGCGCAUGCGUACCUCCUUUAAGCACCACCAGCUCCGCACCAUGAAGUCCUACUUUGCUAUCAACCACAACCCCGACGCCAAGGACCUCAAACAGCUGGCCCAGAAGACAGGCCUCACCAAAAGAGUUCUCCAGGUAUGGUUCCAAAACGCAAGAGCCAAAUUCAGAAGGAACGUUUUGCGACAGGAGAAUGGUGUUGACAAGGCCGACGGCACGUCACUCCCUCCGCCCUCGUCCGACAGCUGCGCUCUGACGCCCCCCUCCAGCGCGGCCACACUAACAGACCUGACCAAUCCCUCUAUCACUGUAGUGACCUCCGUCACGUCUAGUUUGGACAGCCAUGAUUCGGGGAGCCCCUCACAGACUACCUUGACAAACCUUUUCUAGCAAGCUCUACGACUCCUAGCAAGAACAACGACAACAACAACAGCAACAUUUAAUCGGGAGGAGAUUAUUUUGAUGUGUAGCAUUUGCAACCGCUUGGCAGCUGAGUUUGUAGUCAACCUAUUUAGUGAUUGGUUUUGUGUCGAGGACGUUUUGAAUCUGGAAGGCAUUGACAAAUCAUUAUAGAGGGUUCAACAAUCUGGGUCAGAGCCCAAAUUAAAUGAUUUAAAUGGUAAUACUAUAUUAUUUUUUACUUUAUUUAAUUUAAUUUGUUCAUUUGAUUUGAUUUAGUCUAAAUUGAUCCCGCCUGAUAAUUCAUUUCAAAUCAUUAAUACUAUGUUAGUCCUAUUUAAGGCAUAUUUCGGUCUUAUUUUAUUUUUAUUUUUUAAUCUUUGAAAUAUGAAUUUUCAGAAUGUUGUUUAAAAGAUCAUUCAGAGUUAUCCUGGAUGUUACAAGAUAUUGGAGCAUUAUAGAGAUGAGUAAUUUCUCGUCUCUAAAUGACGUUGUAUACAUUACAACAACCCAAACAUUACAACUCUAAUGCCAGGUGGCUGUAGUGACGUCAACAUGCAUUUUGUCUUAACAUGAUACGCCUCAACUGUGAUAGAAAAUAAUAAGAACAGAACAAAUCUCUAGAUCUGUACAGUGGUAACUGUCCAACAUGUAAUGCAGUCACGUUGAUAUUAGAAGGAGUUCAACUAUAUAAAUCAGUGAGUGAAUCUUUGAUUGGGACAGAGUUCUUGGGCACUGUUUGAAAUUAUUAUUUUCAUGAUACUUUUACUAAUCUUUUGGCCUCAUUUUACAUACCAAACACACGAAUGGAAAAACAAAUCUGUUGGCCUCAUUUUACAUACCAAACACACGAAUGGAAAAACAAUUCUGUUGGCCUCAUUUUACAUACCAAACACACGAAUGGAAAAACAAUUCUGUUGGCCUCAUUUUACAUACCAAACACACGAAUGGAAAAACAAUUCUGUUGGCCUCAUUUUACAUACCAAACACACGAAUGGAAAAACAAUUCUGUUGGCCUCAUUUUACAUACCAAACACACGAAUGGAAAAACAAUUCUGUUGGCCUCAUUUUACAUACCAAACACACAAAUGGAAAAACAAUUCUGUUGGCCUCAUUUUACAUACCAAACACACGAAUGGAAAAACAAUAGUUUAUCUGCAUUCAGCGAGCCUGUAGAAUUACUGUUAAAUACAGUUGCACAGUGACAAUAUACUCCCCAAUGAAAAGUGCAUUAUUAUUAUUAUUAUCACCAUGUUUCUCAGGGUAAAGAAGGGUUGAUUCUGAAAAAGGUAAGAAGGUAGAAGAAGAAGAUAAUAAAAAGUGAGGGAUGACGAUAUGGAAGAUUAGAUGUGUAGAGCUGAACAGAAACAUCAACAAUAACCCCAGAAAAGCUGGAGAUAUUCGACAGUCGGUGGGACAAAGAAAUCAUCCCCCACCUUUUCUCCUUGGCCAUAUUUAAACUUUACCGACACUUGCUACUGAACAGACCAAAUUAUAUUUUCCCUCUGGCUGAUUUCGGGGGAAAGUAGAGACAAGAGGAAUAGAAGGAUUGCUUUCUGACGGGGUUAAACUUUUGUUUGUCUCCUGGGCCAGCUGUUUAAGGUCGUUGGCGUCGGGUUGUGGUUGAUAGCAAAGCAGGACUACAUGGUGCGAAUUAGGAGAAAGAAAAAGAGACAAGUCCUGGCUGCAGGGUUCAAACAUUGUAUUGUAAUUGUCACAAUUUGUUCUACUGUAGAACAUAGCGUUACUCUCAAUCUACUUGAUGAAGUAGAUGCUUAACUCAGUUCUACUAUGUGCCUUAUGCUAUAACUUGGAAGAAAGUUUGUAAAGUUCAGGGUUAUAUGUGUUGUUUGUUGACUGAUUCACAUCCUUGUGACGCCUCACUAGUUUUGUACUGUUUUGCAUCUUAUUUCUGAAGAUCUUUUUAUGGUGUAUCCUGUCAGAAAGGAGGCAGCGAUGUCUUAGAAAGCGUUUGUGUCCUUCUUUCAGAUAUAGUUGGUUGAUUCCAAUAAUCUUCGUGUUAAUAGUUGAGUACAGUAAGUGUUCUAUCGAGAUUGUCCAUGUUUCCCUGUUUCUUGACAAAGAUGGUGUAUAGAAACUAUUUCUUCUUAAAUAUUUAUGGACCAAACGGUUGUUAUAUAUCUUAUUAAAUUUGUGUGAAUAAAAAAAUACUUUGUUUUAAA